Pelobates cultripes (western spadefoot toad) is the source of this 20616-nucleotide messenger RNA. NCBI's taxonomy places the organism in Eukaryota, Metazoa, Chordata, Amphibia, Anura, Pelobatidae. The record is from the annotation of a GenBank genome assembly.
CAACCCUCCUCCUCUGCAGAAUCCGAAAUUAAGAGGGGGCUUCAGUCCGGGCCUGAUCACAUAUCACAGCCCCUCUUCCUGCGGCUUUCCGAUCUCCUCACUCAGCGCCUGUUAGGCUCUGUUAGAGUGAAGGCCUGGCGUCACGUGACAGCGGGCGGGCGGGCGGCCGGUUGCUAGGCAGCGGCGGCUGUUAGUUACCGGCGAGGCCCAUAAUGCAGCGGGGCAGCAAGAAGAUGGGGGUCAACAAGCAGGUAAAGCAGCAGUUCGUUAUCCACACACGGUGGCCCGAGGCAGAGCAGACUGUCAUGGUGGCACAUUCCCCACCCCCCCCUUACCCUUUCUAUACCCCCCAGAUUACCUGCAUAGCGCCUGUAUAGACCGCAGCGCUGUACAGAUUGGACCUUAUAGAUGGGUUAUAGAGCGGCAGGUCAUUUACUGACAAUUUCAUGCUGGAUAAUACACACACGAGGUGCAUGGAUAGAGCCUGGGCAGAUUAUAAUCUAGAGCAGGGGUUCCCAACAGGGCCGGACUGGGGAUACGAAGCAGCCCUGGAAAAAAAUCUAUGCCAGCCCCAUAAGUCAUUGUGCUAUGUAGGGUGUUGUAUAUAUAUAUAGGCAAUUGAAAUAGUUGGCUGCACUCUCGGAUUUCCUGAAAAUGUAACUUUUAUUGAAAUAGUUAAGAUCAAUGUUUCAGUCCCUCUUGUGGACUUUCGUCAUGAUCUUGAUGCAAGGGACUGAAACGUUGAAAUAUUAAAUAUUUCAAUAAAAGUAAAAUUUUAAGGAAAUCCGAGAGUGCAGCCAACUAUUUCAAUUGCCUAUAUAUAUUCUUCUUCUAAUUCAAAAUAUUAGUUCUUUUAGGGUAAUUAAAUUAUACAGUAAAGCAUUCUCACAGACAGACAAUCUUACUGAUGCACACAAAUAGGCUCAUUGACAGACAAUGACACACACAGACAAGGUUACUGGCACACACACAAAUUUAGUACAGACAAACUCUGAUACACACACACAAGCUUACUAUAGACAAGCUUACUAUAGACAAGCUCACUGUCACACACACGCUCACUACAGACAAGCUCACUGAUCAGCACACACUCUCCCUACAGACAAGCCCAUUGACACACCCGCUCCCUACAGAAGAGCUCACUAACACACAGAUUCACUACAGACAAGCUCACUGACACACACAUGCUCACUACAGACAAACUCACUGUACACACAUGCUCACCACAGACAGGCUCCGACACACACAGACAUAUGAUCCCUACAGACAAGCUCACUGACACACAUACAAGCUCACUCACUAGCAGGCACACACACACAAACUCACUAGCAGGCACACACACACACACAGAGGCUCCCUCACUAGCAGAUGCGUGCACACACACACAAAGGCAGACAGUCACUGACACCCAGACAGACAGCCACACACACAAACAGGCAGACAGUCACGCACACACAGGCAGACAGUCACACAACAGACAGUCACACAGUCUCACACACACACAGUCACACACACACAGACAGUCACACACACACAGACAGUCACACACACACACACACACAGGCAGUCACACACUCACACAGACAAUCACACACAGGCAGUCACACACUCACUCACACAGACAAUCACACACAGGCAGUCACACACACAGACAAUCACACACAGGCAGUCACACACACAGACAAUCACACACAGGCAGUCACACACUCACACAGACAAUCACACACAGGCAGUCACACACUCACACAGGAAGUCACACACUCACACAGACAAUCACACACAGGCAGUCACACACUCACACAGGCAGUCACACACUCACACAGACAAUCACACACAGGCAGUCACACACUCACACAGACAAUCAUACACAGGCAGUCACACACUCACACAGACAAUCACACACAGGCAGUCACACACUCACACAGACAGUCACACACACACUCACACAGACAAUCACACACAGGCAGUCACACACUCACACAGGCAGUCACACACACAGACAAUCACACACAGGCAGUCACACACUCACACAGACAAUCACACACAGGCAGUCACACACUCACACAGACAGUGACACACAGACACACUGACCUGCUUCUUACCUCCUGCAGGCUGGUUGUUGGGGAAGCAGGGACUCCUUCCUGCUUCCCAUGCUGCAAUCAGCCCCGCCCCCGCCGCACGCUUAGCCCCACCCCCGCCGCACGUAAGCUCCGCCCCCACUGCAAAUUUUUUUUUUUUUUAUGAUCCCGGCCGGCCAUGUGUGAGCUGUGCCGGCCGCCUGGCUCCCCCGCUCCCAUGGGGCGCUGUGCGGCCGCACAGCUCACACAUGGCCGGCCGGGAUCACAGGAGCUGUCAGCCCAAUGAUCAGGGCUGUCAGACCGGCCCCAGGUGCCGCGGCCCACCGGGAAAUUUCCCGGUAUCCCGGUGGGCCAGUCCGGCCCUGGUUCCCAACCCAGUCCUCCAGUACCCCCUACCUGUCCAGGGUUUAGGGAUUACCCAGUUGUGUUUAAAGUGUUUUUUUGUUUUGUUUUGUUUUUUUCUCCUCCCUUUCUAAAAUCCUUUUAGACACAACAGGGUAAUCCCUAAUUCCUGGACAGGUAGUGGGUACUGGAGGACUGGGUUGGGAACCCCUGAUCUAGGUUCUAGGGGGUAAUUUGUUUGUUUAACCUUGUGUGGUGUAUCAGCUAAACUCUGAAUUCCACAGCAGCUGAAUUGGAAAUAUUCUUCAACUAAGCUUUGUUGUUCUAAAUGCCAAUUUUGGCCUCCUAUUUUUACCAAACUGUUUAAAGGGACACUGUAGUCACCCAGACCACUUCAGCUCAAUGAAGUGGUCUGGGUGCCAGGUCCCCCAGGUUUUAACCCUUCAGAUGUAAACAUAGCAGUAUAUAUAUAUAUCUCCUCGUGCCCAGCACUCCCUGCUCCCUUUUCUUGUGUGCUUUGGCCCAGCCUUAAAAUAAUAUCCCAGUAGAGUGCACUUCGAGAGCUUGUUUAUGAAAAUCACAAUAGUGCUUUAUUUUUGCAAAAUGCAAUAGUACAUUUCGACGUUUCAGUUCAUUUGGACUUUUAAGUGAAAAUAAAUCUGGUACUGCAUGAAUAUCAUUGGAGGGUGAGUGAUGAAAACGAGAUGUGAUGUCACUGAUGGGGUAUGAACUUUUAAAAUGCCUCAUUCACAAGAGUUCACCUCUUACUGGAUAAAGUGUGAGUGAAAAAAAAAAAUGUGCAAAUAAGAACUAUACAUACGAGAUAUAAAGAUGUAAGAAAUAAGUAGGAGAAAGCAUGAAGCCCGAGAAGUUCUGUUUGUGUGAUGGGAGUUGAAGUUUGAACCCUCGAGUUUGCAUGUGAUUUGGCUUCCCUGCUUUAGACUUGUGUGUGUUUCAUUAUUAGUCCUCUUGUGGAAUUUGUAGUAGCUCUGUUUCCCAUUAUUUUAUGACUUUUCGAAGAAAAACAAAAUGUAUGCACAAAUAUCACUUUAAGAAGAAUAUUGUUGCACAUUAAAUUGAUUAACUCGUAUAAGGUUUCUAGGGCAACCGAAACUUUGAUGUAUGUUAAAGGGAUACCAUAGCCAGGAAUACAAAGCUGUAAAUGCUUUCCUAUGAGGAAAAAUCUGACGCUUGACGUCCUCAUGCAAAGCGUGAGGACGUCCAGCAUCUGAUACCGGUCCGUUUCAAUCUAGUGCUGACUUAGUGCUGCAAUGUAAACAUUGCAGUUUCUCUGGAACUGCAAUGUUUAACAUUGCAGCACUAAGGGCAAUAGGGACACUGGAUCCAGACCACUUCAAUGAGCUGAAGUGGUCUGGGUGCCUACAGUGUGAAGUGGUUGUCUCUGAUACCUUAUUGCACAUAAUAUCACUGUUUAAGUUCCUUACACACACACACACGUUGUUAUUGAUAUCACGUUGGGACCCGGGGGCACCUCUCGCACCAUAACUACAUCACCCAGCUCUAGUGAUCAUGGUGCUUGGAGUGCUUCUUUAAAUUGUUAAUUUAAGGAAAAAUCUAAUUUCAUUGAAAUGCUAGUUAAUGUGUUUUGGCCAGAGGCAAUUGUCUCUGCAAAUCACACACAUGAAUUAAUAAUUACAAUGUUGUAUUAAAACACAUUAAUUAUAGUAUAUGAGAAGGAAGAAAGGCUGGCGGCUUAUUUUGUCAAGUUUAGAGUAGGUCAAAGCAAGAUAUUAUAUUGUAAUGUGUUCUGUACUGUAGAGAAUUGUGGAUAGUUUAAAUAACACUCCCUGUAUCUAUAUAAACAUACAUUCAGAUUAUUGAUGGCCAUAACUGUGACUAACCAUAGCCUUUUCUGUAAUACAUGGCCGUUUCUAUCUGAGAUCUAUUGCAGGUUUAUAUUUCUUUUUUAAUUAGGUUUAUGAAGGUUAAUUUUGUGGGUUUUUACACUUUGAAUAGUUGUUAUUGUCUUGUAUACACCUUUGGCACUCUAGGGGUUAAUAGCAUCAGAGCCCAGAUAUAAUGUGUUUUUGUAGACUUCCUGGUAAAAAAAAAAAACAAUAGGAGUAACACGUGACAGAUCAUAUAAAUGUCUUUGAUCGUGCUUGCUUAUAUAUAUAUAUUUUUUUUUUUUUGUGAAUAUAAUUUUUAUUUGUAUUGGUUAGUCAAGAUUCGAAGACUCGCAGGUCUCCAAGGUGAGUUUUGCUUAUAUUUUUUUACCGUUUGUUUUGUUGCACAGCACAGUAGCUAGCUAAAAGCUGUGGGGUGUGAUUCUUCUGUUACCUGAGCCAUUUUUAUUUUCAUUUAUAUUAUAUCUUUUCUGUAGACCGUGUCUGAUGGCGAAAUUCGAAACACCAUUUUGUUUAAUGCUUCCAAGCGGGAGAUCUUUACCAUCAAUAAUGGUUACAAGUCACUUCAGAAAAGACUAUGUAGCAACUGGAAGAUACAAAGGUGAGCAAUAUUUGUGACAUGUUGCAUUACAAAAAAAUGAAAAAAAAAAUGUGUAUGUAUAUGUUGUUGUGAGAUAGAGAUAUAUAUUAAUGUAGGUGGGGUUCAUGGUUAAUGUAAUGGGUCGUUAUAAGCACCAUAACCACUACACAGCAUUGGGGGUUAUUAUUUCAGUACUUCUUUGAUGCCAUCCCCCAUCUAAGAGUAAAAUGAAUUUCUAACAGUUUAAAUCUUCCCUGAGUCCUCCCAGAAAUGUGUAGUCUAUUUGGAGAUCGGAAGUUUCCAGUCACUACCCAUUGUCAGAUUGGUCUUUAUUUCACGGUUACAUCUUUGCUCCUGCAAAAACUAUUUAUGAUGAACAUUUUCCUAUGGCCUGCGAAAUAUAAUAUGACUGUUUCGGCAGUUGUGGACCUAUUGAAAUUGAAAGAACCACUGCUUUUACACAACCCUUGAAAGGAGAAUGUAACGGAUUCCUUAUUUUUUUUUAUUUUUCAUUGCCUCGCCUCUUACUUAGUCGUUCUGCUCUUCAUUAUAUAAUGAUAUUUCCUAACUCCACAGAGCUCUUAAUUCAUUGAAUUUAUGUAGUUGGCAAAUACAGCAAACACCUGUGCAAGCCUCUGUAAAGGAAUGAUUCACUAAGAUAACUCUCUUCAGGGUCCAUUACCACAUAAGAGCACUCAACUUUGAAUACAAGCUCUGGAGAAUUCACUUUCACUCAAAUCAUAUGAAUCCCUAUUGACUUAAUUACCUUAAUUUUUUAGGUAAACUCUAAAAACCAUAACCACUAUGGCAUUUUUUUUUUCUUUUCAAUCGUUUUGGAGCAAUCUUGCACAUCAUUGAUAUGUUGAGAAUACCAAGCUAGCCCAUCUCAAUGUUUUUAGCCUACCUAUGCUGCCCAAGUUUGGAUAAAUUUGUACUUGGUAAUGUAGAUUAAUAAUUUUCACAUUUUCAGUGUGGCUGAAGAGGGAAGGGGCUAUGAAUACAAAAAACAAAACAGUCUACCUUUUUUUUUUUAACCUGUUAAGUAUUUGGUGCCUAAUAAUGGUCUUGGUCUAUAAGCCAGUUGCCCAAAAUACCUGCAUACAGCUGAUGUUCUUUUUCGCUUCUCCUCUUAGUCUUAAAGAAGACUUAACUAUAGAGAAACUGGAAGGUGUGAAGUUAUGGAUAACAUCUGGACCUAGGGAAAAGUUUACAGCUGCAGAGGUGAGCAGACAAUUCAGUAAAUGGCCAUUGAAUCUGUAAUAUUUGUCAAUAUAUUGGGCUACUCCCCAAACUGAGUUGCCAUUGAAGUCCGUAAUUACUCCUUUCCCAAGUUGACAGUUACAAACAGUAUGUACUCGGGGGACAUUGCUCAGUCUACUAGUCGAUGGCACACUUUUGUGACCUUUGCCGAAUAUUGGCAUAGUGAUAUCAGCAAAGUGAUAAACUAUGCUGUGGACUCCUUAUCCCCUACUUUCUUGGGAUUGUGAUACCCUGUUUCCUCUAAGAAGAACAUUUCUCUCCACAUUGGUGCAUUAACUAAUGAAAAAAAUAAAUGGCAGAAACUCUCUUGGCUCUUGGUUGCUAAAUAGAAUAAAGAGACCAUCUAUUUGUUUUAUUCCAUCUUAUUAUACAGUUUGAAACACUAAAACAGUUCCUGAAUAAGGGAGGAGACAUUCUGGUGAUGCUUGGAGAAGGAGGAGAGUCCAAGCAUGACACGAAUAUCAACUUCCUGCUGGAGGAGUACGGCAUUAUGGUUAAUUCAGGUAAGAAAGUCUUCCAUUCUUCUGCACACUGGUCAGAAGACAACAUUGUUUGGAAAUGCUACACAGUUGUCAAAACAUGCAGUGUCCAUUCCCAUUAAGACCAUCCUCACACUUCUCAUUUUGUAACAUAAGAGUUACUUGCACGCUAUUCUAAAUCCUUAUGCACAUUUAAAUAACUGGAUAUUUAUAGUAUCACUCCAAUGGACAUUAGAUUGUAAGCUCACCUGCCACAUCAAGGCAAACCUCCUAGGUGAGUGCUAAACUAACAAUUCACCUUGCUUCUUCAGCUUCAGGUAAAAAAAAAAAUCUAAUUAGACAGAAAAGAGUAUUUAUCUAAAUCCCUACGUACUUAUUAACCCUUAAUAGGGGGAACAUGGGGUGGGCAGCAGGACUUAUUUCUGCAUAUUUGUAUUUGCUUUUGUAUCACAGAGCCAUGUUACAGUGCUGCUGCCCACCCCAUGUGUUCCCUAUUAAGGAUUAAUAAGUAUGUAGGGAUUUAGAUAAAUACCCCUUUCUGUCUCCUUAAAGAUUGUUUUACCUGAUGCUGAAUGAAGUAAUGUGAAUUGUUAUUUAAAUGUACAUAGGGAUUUGGGAUAGUAACUUUUUUUUUUAUUUUUUUUUUAUUAUUAUUAUUAUAAAAUACAUCAUUCUGAACAUUAGGGGACACUCAAGGUCACGUUUGCGAAUAUAUUUACAGGCCAUGGUUAACUAACAGAGGAUGAUAGCUCCUGUCUGCAGGCAUACUUUGACAUCAUGUAAUGCUCCAACUAAAUUGGAGGGCUAAAAAUAUAUUAUGCUCUUCAAAGUAGAAUGGUCCAACAUUAUGUAAAAAUUAUGUUAUAAAAAGUUCACAAUAUUAUACCAGAUCUUGUGUCACAAGACAAUGUGACCUACGUUGAAUUUCAUUGAAUAGUUAGCAGCCCAACUAUUGUAAUUACACAUCCUUGAUAGGCUGGCAAACCAGCAUGAGUGCUUUAGCCCAAUAGGUAGAGUUGGCUGUGUCUUCUGUAUAUAUUUAUAGAGAGCCGUUUGUACCUUUGCAAAGAAUGAGAGAGACUGUCAGCAUAGCGCUGUAACACUGCACCCAACCUCAUAUUCUCUCCUUCCUUCUCCCCACUGGAAGAUUCUGUUGUGAGAAAUGUCUACUACAAGUAUUUUCACCCCAAAGAGGCACUUGUAUCCAAUGGAGUUCUGAAUCGGUAAGUGCCUGUUAAUGUCUUUGCUAAUGACUAAUAAGUGGGGGUUCCAGUUAAAAAAAAAAUUAUUUUUUUUUUUUUUUAACAAUGAGAGCAAAAUACAUUGAAUGGGGUUUGUCAGUAGUACAGGCAUAAAAUGGUAACAAAAUCUGUCAAAAUACAGUUGCAAGACAAAGUAUGUGAACCCUUUGGAAUGAUAUGGAUUUCUGCACAAAUUGGUCAUAAAAUGUGAUCUGAUCAUCAUCUAAGUCACAACAAUAGACAAUCACAGUCUGCUUAAACUAAUAACACACAAAGAAUGAAAUGUUGCCAUAUUUUUAUUGAACACACCAUGUAAACAUUCACAGUGCAGGUGGAGAAAGUAUGUGAACCCCUAGACUAAUGACAUCUCCAAGAGCUAAUUGGAGUGAGAUGUCAGCCAACUGGAGUCCAAUCAAUGAGAUGAGAUUGGAGGUGUUGGUUACAGCUGCCCUGCCCUAUAAAAAACACACACCAGUUCUGGGUUUGCUUUUCACAAGAAGCAUUGCCUGAUAUAAAUGCCUCGCACAAAAGAGCUCUCAGAAGACCUACGAUUAAGAAUUGUUGACUUGCAUAAAGCUGGAAAGGGUUAUAAAAGUAUAUCUCCAAAAGCCUUGCUGUUAAUGAGUCCACGGUAAGACAAAUUGUGUAAAUGGAGAAAGUUCAGCACUGCUGCUACUCUCCCUAGGAAUGGCCGUCCUGUAAGGAUGACUGCAAGAGCACAGCGCAGACUGCUCAAUGAGGUGAAGAAGAAUCCCAGAGUGUCAGCUAAAGACUUACAAAUGUCACUGGCAAAUGCUAACAUCCCUGUCAGCGAAUCUACAAUACGUAAAACACUAAACAAGAAUGGAUUUCAUGGGAGGAUACCACAGAGGAAGCCACUGCUGUCCAAACAAAACAUUGCUGCACAUUUACAGUUUGCACAAGAGCACCUGGAUGUUCCACAGCAGUACUGGCAAAAUAUUCUGUGAACAGAUGAAACCAAAGUUGAGUUGUUUGGAAGAAACACACAACACUAUGUGUGGUGAAAAAAAGGCACAGCACACCAACAUCAAAACCUCAUCCCAACUGUGAAGUAUGGUGGUGGGGGCAUCAUGGUUUGGGGCUGCUUUGCUGUGUCAGGGCCUGGACGGAUUGCUGUCAUCGAAGGAAAAAUUAAUUCCCAAGUUUAUCAAGACAUUUUGCAGGAGAACUUAAGGCCAUCUGUCUACCAGCUGAAGCUCAACAAAAGAUGGGUGUUGCAACAGGACAAUGACCCAAAGCAUAGAAGUAAAUCAACAACAGAAUGACUUAAACAGAAGAAAAUACGCCUUCUGAAGUGGCCCAGUCAGAGUCCUGACCUCAACCCGAUUGAGAUGCUGUGGCAUGACCUCAAGAAAGCGAUUCACACCAGACAUCCCAAGAAUAUUGCUGAACUGAAACAGUUCUGUAAAGAGGAAUGGUCAAGAAUUACUCCUGACCGUUGUGUACGUCUGAUCUGCAACUACAGGAAACGUUUGGUUGAAGGUAUUGCUGCCAAAGGAGGUUCAACCAGUUAUUAAAUGCAAGGGUUCACAUACUUUUUCCACCUGCAAUGUGAAUGUUUACAUGGUGUGUUCAAUAAAAACAUGGCAACAUUUCAUUCUUUGUGUGUUAUUAGUUUAUGCAGACUGUGAUUGUCUAUUGUUGUGACUUAGAUGAUGAUCAGAUCACAUUUUAUGACCAAUUUGUACAGAAAUCCAUAUCAUUCCAAAGGGUUCACAUACUUUUUCUUGCAACUGUAUGUGAAAUGAGGGUGGCCCACCAUAACUGAAUAGGCUGCUAUGCAAUGUAGGAAGCAGGAGAGGAACCUACUACUGUAUGCCAUAAAAAAAAAAGUAGGUGAGAUGAAAAUCCGACAAAAAAGAAAAAAACAGAUUGUAAAAAAAUAAAUAGGUCCCCCCCCCCCAUUGCUAUUUAGGGCCCCCACCCGCUGCUCAGCAGUGGGGGGCCGGGGGGAAGGACAAUAGGUCCCCUCUCCACAUUCUCAUUUAGGGCCCCCACCUGCUGGUCAUGGGUGGGGGCCGGGGGGAGGACAAUAGGUGUGUCCCCAGCCUCCCCCCAUUGUUUUUAUGGCCCGCACCCGUCGCUCAGGGAUGGGGCCCAGAGGGGAGGACAAUAGCCCCACCCACCACUCAGAGGUGGGGGCUGGUGGGGAGGACAAUAGGUCCCCUCCCCACAUUCUCAUUUAGGGCUCCCACCCGCCGCUCAGGGGUAGGGGCUGGGGGGGGCUCUAGGUCCCCCCUUCAGUUUAAUAGCCCCCACUCACGCUGCUCAGGAGGGGGGUACUAGGUUUUUGUUUUUUUAACAGUGAGCAGCCACAGGCUGCUCACUGUUUAGUAGACAUGCCCCUGUUUAGUAGACAUGACAGUGCUGCUUUAAGUUUAAUGAAGCAGUUUGUGUGUAUAGAUUAUGCCUCUGAAGCUUCACUGGUCAAGUGUCUGCCAUUUAGGAGUGAAAUCACUUUGUUUCUGUUUAUGCAGCCCUAGCCACACCUCCCCUGGCUGUGACUGACACAGCCUGCAUGAACAAAACAAAAAAAAAAUGGUUUAAUCAGAUGUAACUUCCCUUAAAAGAUUUUAUUUCCUGCUCUGUAAAUUGAACUUUAAUCACACACAGGAGGCUCCUGCAGGGUCUAGCAAUUAAACAGAAUUUGCAUCAAAUGAAGUAUAAACAUUAGAUGACUCUUUAAAUGAAGUUUAUAGGAAGGCUUUGCAAGUCAUGUGCAGGAAAGUGUGAAUAGAAUCCGUAAAUAAAGUUAUUUAACUCCUAAAUGGCAGAGAAUUGAGCAGUGAGACUGUAGGGGCUCUAUACACCAAAACUUGUGUUGUUUGUUGACUAUACUGUCACUUUAAAGUGACAGGAAUCUAAAGGGGAUUUGCACUAUCAAAGGUACAGCUCAACAUCCAGUGAAGAAUCUUGUGUGAUAUAAUCAGCUGGAGUCACAAGACUUCAAAUAUAUGUCUAUGACAAGCUUAUCUAAGGACUUUAAAAUCAUACUCACUUAAAACAAUGUAAUUUCACCCGUCAGAAAAAAAAACCAUGAAUUAAAUGAAUUUCUUUGUUAAAAUUAAUAAUUCUUUCUCUUUUUCCUGGUUAUGGGAAAGGCCCUUACUUAGCUGUGCAAUAUUAAACUUUUCUCAUUGAUCUGAUCUGAUCUGAUUCUGUUCACAGGGAGAUCAGCAAAGCUGCUGGAAAGGAAGUGUCUGCUGUAGUGGACGAAGACGGUGGAGGAAACAACACCCAGUGAGUUUUGGGCAAAGGGUUUUGUUAGAAGCCAAAAUGUCACUUAAAAAAAGCAAAAACAAGUUAAUUUAAAGUUCCAUCAGCACUGCAAUAUGACAUCAUCUCUAUCAAAGUAUGAUAAUACACAUCCCACCCCCAACCUGUUUUUUAACAAGGAAACGAGAUUAAGAGAAGAUCGAUAAGAACGGUAGAGCUUGUCCUCCUUUUUUAAUGACCCAGGGUGCAGAGAGUCUGAUUCUAUUUACACCAAAGUUCAUCCAAUGCCAUUUUUGGUGUUGGGUGAAUGAUGAGGGUACCAGUCUUAAUGAUUACAGAAGCUGUUAUGAGAAAUAUUCAUUUUAUUUAUUCUUAUGUGAAUACUAUGUUUAGUGUAACAUUAUCUAUUCUCAUUCCUCUUUCAUUUUUCUUUUGCCAUAUUUCUGUACAUUCUGCCACAUCUUCUCUUUCUCUGCCCCUUUAUUAUCACCAUACUCUUAACCCUGGGUCAUUCUACUUAUUUCUUACAGGGCUCUGACAUUUCUUUACCCGUAUGGUGCAACCCUUAACAUCAUGAAGCCAGCAAUGGCCAUAUUGUCCACUGGAUCUGUCUGCUUCCCCCUCAACAGGCCAAUCCUUGGUUUCUAUCAUUCUCGGGUAAAUGUCCAUUAUCCCUUUCUUAAUGUGGUGUUUUUUUUUAUUGACUUUAUUUUAAUCUUUUCUAUUCUUUAUUCUGUUAUUUAUAUUUUUACUUUUUAUCCUUUCAGACACAGGGAGGAAAGCUGGCUGUUAUGGGAUCUUGUCACAUGUUCAGUGAUCAGUAUCUGGACAAGGAAGAGAAUUCCAAAAUCUUGGUGAAACAUAUUUUAUAUACUAUAACCAAUGCAAAAUGUAGAACACAAAAUGUUAGCAGAGAUUCAGCUUUUUAUUAUUGUUAUACAAGGUGUCCACAUAAACAGGAGAAUAAUAAAUGUGAGUGUUUAUUUAUAAUAUGAUAAAAUACAGUUGGGCUUACCUCACUUAUAUGAAGUUUAGCUGGUGAUUUCCAUUUUAUAAGAUACAAACACGCAAAUUUCCUAUCUGUGAUUGUUGGACCCAUUUGUGUAUUUCUUUGGGUCUUUAAAAGUAGGGGGGGGGGGGUGAUCCACACAUGGCCCCAUCACUGUCUGUAAAUCUAUAAAAAUACAUUAACAAGGGAAAUACAGGGAACAAGAAUUUGUUAUGAAUAUUUUCUUUCACUGAACACAGGAAGUGGGGGGAAAAGAAAUGGAAUCAAUGUUUGUUGCUACUUGUGCAAUGUGUGCCUUGGCUGUGCCAGGAGUUAACCGGAUGGUGAUGUUAAUUCCUAAAUCUUUAAUAUACUUCUAAAGAAACCGGCGCAUAACACGAAAAACCAGUUAACACCAGUUAUGGGGAUUUUGAAUGUUUUAUUCAUUGGUGCAAUUUCUAGAUAUGAGACUGUAGAAUAUUGCAUAUUCUAUGUUUCUAUUGAUUAUAUAUGGAUGUGUGGAUUGACAUAAGUAACAGAUGGUAUCAAUAAGUCACAAGGCUUUCUUUGUCCGAGAGCUCUGGAAUGUGGAUUCGGGGGUCUUGUCCUUAUAUGGCAAGAGUUAAACGCUGACGUUAGUAUUAGCACAUCUAUAUAGUAACAGAGGGACACGAGGUCGCUCUCACUCUUGGCUUGGCUCUGUACAACGAUGUAACUCUCCCAUCAGAAGUCCAGCAAUUACCAUCUGCUGUUGAAUGUACACUAUCCUGUAACAUCAUUUAUUAUGUUUUAUUAUGUAUCCGUAACAAAGAAUAAACCUGAAGAAACCGUAAGUCAGAUUGCGUAUUACUACUUUUCAAUAAUAUAGACAUAUAUUAUUGUGGCGAGCAUUUGGCCCAAGAAUACAUAUACAAAAGACGUAUAUAUAUCAAUCAUCUAGAUUUUACAGAGACGGUCCCCCUUUGUUGCACUUUGGUUUUGUCGUUCACAAAGGUUUGUGGUAACAAUGUUGGCCAUCACCAAUCCUACUUAUUUUCCCUCCUACUUUGUCACAGGAUGUGCUGAUGCAAUGGCUUACCACUAAUGACAUCCGCUUAAAUCAAAUCGAUGCAGAAGAUCCUGAGGUGAGCAUUGGUGACCCACGGAGUGUUAGUGGCUGUUACUAAAGGAUUCUGGGAGUAGGGUAUACGUUUGGAUUGGUUUGUCAGAGCCUUCUUUGAUAUCCAUUUUCUGCUCUUUAUUCCAUUUAGAUAUCAGAUUACACCAUGCUCCCAGACACCAACAAACUCUCCCAGCGCCUGCGAGUCUGUCUUCAGGAAGGGGAUGAGAACCCUCGAGAUUUCACCACCCUGUUUGACAUGAGCAUCUACCAGCUGGACACCACAUCUCUCCCUAAAGUCAUUAAGUUAGUGAUCUAACUACAACAUAUCCUUUCUGUUUUUUUUUGUUUUUUUUCUCUAUUCUUCUACUUUUUUUUUAUGAUUGAAUCUGAAAUUAGAGUACUUAUAAAAGUUAUCUGACUGCGUUAAAAAUUGAUUCUCAUAGUUUAAAUUGGUAUAACUGGUUUUGGUUGCCUUUUCACAUAGUUUUUGUCCAUGUUACAGAUCAUAUGAGCAACUCAAUGUGAAACAUGAAAGUCUCCAACUCAUCCAGCCUCAGUUUGAGUCUCCGCUGCCUGCUCUGCAACCUGCUGUAAGUGAAUUGCAUUUACCCUGUGGUAUAGAUCACCAAUACUGCCAGCCUUGACUAUUUAUGCCUCUAAAAAAUAAAUCCAUACAAAUAAGAUACACCUGUACGUGCCAACUUGGACUCUGCAUGGGACUGAUGUUUUAUUGGUCACUCUCACAGCACUGACCUUCUUUGUAGCUUUAGCAAGCAGUUCUCCAUUCUAAGACUGAUCCAUAAAUCUCUUUACCUUUUGGCUGGUCAUUCCAAAACAUUAUGUUUUGCAGGGAUAUUCAUGGAGCUACGAAGACCUUUAUGCUUCAAUCCAAGGCCUAAAUUUAAUUAGAUUUUCAAAUGAUUUCUUACUAUUAGGGAAACUUUCCAAAUGAUUUAUCUACAGAAGUCACCAUUAAAGACAAUUGGAGUUUUUGUAGAUAAAUGAUUUGGAAAGCUUUGAGUCCUUUGCAAAGCUUAUUAAAUCGAGGCUCCCUAGUCCGAGAGGUAUCAUGCUUGUGCCAUAACUAAAAAAGGGAAACAAAAGACAGAUGGUCACCGCUAGGUUCCUAUGACGUAUGUCAAUGGUCUAGUCGUGACCUGCCGUCUAUAGUCCUAUGACGUAUGUCAAUGGUCUAUUCGUGACCUGCCGUCUAUUUACCAUCUUACCUAGGGGACACCAAACACACCCUGAAUGUUUUAGAUGGAGUACACCUUCCUGACAAUGCUAUCUUAUGCAGUUUGGAUGUAGAGGGGCUUUAUAGCUCUAUCCCACACGAGAUAGGCUUAGCAUAUCUAAAAGCCUUCCUCGAUACUACCUCAACUACUCCAAAAAGAAACAAUCAAUUUGUACAGGAUCUAAUGCGUUUUAUUCUGACGCACAACUACUUCAUUUUCCAGGGAAAAUACUACCACCAGGUAAGAGGGACAGCUAUGGGGACGGCUUGUGCCCCCUCAUAUGCCAACCUCCACCUGAGUUGGUGGGAAAAGACAAUUGUGUUUGGGUCCCAUUUAGAUAGAUAUACCAAGUUUAUCAGUGUCUGGAAACGUUAUAUUGACGACAUUUUAAUAGUAUGGAACAACACUACUGAACUCUUUGAAGAAUUUGUAGAAACAUUGAAUCAUAAUGAUAUUAACCUCAAACUUACCUUCGAAAUAGGCGGAAGAAAAAUCAAUUUCCUGGACAUAUCAAUUAUGAUCACAGACAAAGGUCACCUGAUAACUAUACUAUUUCGGAAACCUACUGCAACAAAUAACCUAUUGAAUUGGAAGAGUUACCAUCCACUCCCCCUUAAAAAAGGCAUACCAGUGGGGCAAUAUUUGCGCCUACGACGCAAUUGCUCCACACUUGAUGACUUCAAGGCUAAAGCUAAAACACUGAAAGAACAAUUUAAAAAUAAGGGUUAUCCAAAUAGAUGCUUAAAAAAUGCAUACAAACGUACACUCCUAGUUGAUAGGAAGGAACUAUUGACGGAGGAUUCAAUUCGAGAAACCUCACAGACCAUCAUCUAUUGGGAAUUUUGAUGUCGGUUGGCAACCAAUACUUAAGAUCCUGGGGAGAUAUUGGCCUUUGUUACUCCAAGAUCCCCAUAUACAUAAAACAAUAACUCCAUAUGCCUCUCUAACAGCAAGGAGAGGACGAAACAUCAAGGAUAUGUUAGUUCCCAGUCACCUUAAAACUACCACAAGUAAAUCUACAUGGCUAAAAUCUCCAGUGACCGGCACUUACCAAUGCGGUAAAUGUAAAGCCUGUAAAUUUAUUCUUCAACCUUCAAAGAAACUUUCAGACUCCACGAAUACAUACAAUUUUAAUGUGAAAAAAAUUUUCAAUUGCCAAUCUAAAGACGUGAUCUACCUACUUACAUGUUCAUGCAAGAAGCUAUACGUCGGAAAAACCAUCCGCACUUUUAAAUGCAGGACUCGAGAACAUGUAACCUCCGUUAAUCCGAGGAGACUGGUAGAUACCCCUAUCUCUAAGCACUUAAAACUACAUCAUGGAGGCUCUGCUGAAGGUAUACGCUUCUGCGGUAUAGAAAAAGUGACACUCUGCCCCAGAGGAGGUGAUCUAGAUAAAAAAAUUGUUACAGAGAGAGAGUUAGUUUCUGGAUAUACAGACUCAAAACUAUCUCACCUCUGGGCCUAAACGAGGGCUUCUCAUAUACACCAUUCAUCUCUAACUAGAAUUACAGUUAUUUAUUUUUUAUUUUUAUUGUUUCUUAACUUACUCUAUCGACCAGAUACACUUGUAUAUAUUAUGUAAAUAGUAGCCCUAGUAUUGUAUAUAUUUAAGCAUUUUUUUUCAAAUUUUACCAAUACCUUUAGUUAUGAUAUACCUUAUAUAUCCCCUAUUAAUAAUAUUAGUGGUAUAACCUACAUUGGAAUAUUCCCUAUCCAUCUAUCUCAUGUCUAAAAUAUAUAUAACCAAUUUACUGUAUAUAUUUAACUAUUCUCUUUAAUUUUAUUAAUAUCUUUAGCUAAUUGGAAUGUAAUCCCUUUACAAGGAUUUAAGAUAUAUUUUACAUGACAACUGUACAAUAUAUACUACAAUAUUCUCUAUCUACUCAUCUCAUGUCCAAAAUAUACCUGAUUAAAAUUUAUGGUUUUGAAUCCAUAAAGACUACCUAAACUGUGGAUCAUUGUGAUUUCUCUUAUAACAUAAUUGUGUGAAACUUGGGCUAGAUAUUAUAGACAUUCAGAAUAUAUAUAUAUAUACAUAUUGGGAUUAUAAUAAAUAAUGGGAGUCAUGCUCCUUUAUGAUAUAUAGUUAUUUGAGAAAUUAUAAACAAGUCCGUUUUAUAUGGGCUGAGUGGAUGAAGGAUUAACUUGCAAUGUGUGUUCACUUGUCAAAAUCAAUAAGCUUGUCUCUUGUGGUUUCGCAAAUUACAUAUAUUGCAACAGUAUCCAACAAACUGAUUGACCUCUGUUGAUUCCACAUCGAAGAAGGCGGAAUGAAGCUUCCCUCCCACUUUGUCUAUCAGAAGACACGUGGGACGGAUGAAAACUCCCUGAUUGACAUUUUCCCAAUACCGCCUAUUGUGCACCACAUAACUCAUAUAUUAACACCCACUUCAUUUUUGGCGCAAUUGAACGGAGGAGCUAUCCCCUUUAGACACACCUCCAUUAUUACACGCAUUCCAUUGGUUGAUAAGGGACCUAGACCGGGGUAAAUAAGGUAUAUAAUAACUUUCUCAACUAGUAGCCUGUUUGCCUCUGACGAAAGUGCGCUAUACAUAGCACUGAAACGCGCGUAAGGCGUUUAUUUUGUUUUGUUUCUAUUAAAUGGGCACUUAACACAGCACAUUAGUUUGCCUCACAUGGGUUUUCUAUCUAAUUGUUACUAUGUUUCUUUUUGCUCCUUCUUUGUCUAGAUAGAUUAACAGGGAGAGAGGCUUUAUAAUUUAAUACUUUUGCAAGCUUUUCUAGCAACAUACUCAUAUCUUUGCUCUCUACCCUGUAACUAUUUCUAAUCUUUUGACGGAACGAACCCUUCGAAAUGUUGCCAAUAGGCACAUUACUUCUAUUCCAAUAACUUACAAGGGAAUCUACAUUUGGUUCCCUAGUAAUCAGCCUUUGAGCUACUUAUAUAUCUGUGGCUAUAUCGGUUUAUUGGAAAUAUAUUUGGAAGAAACCACCUUCUGAUUUAUUUGUGGAUACUUGGAUGUAUGAGAUCUAUAAUUAACUUAUUAUACACUGCCAUAUUUUCGGGCAGUAUAUCCGUAUCUCUUUUUCCUAUUAUUCAGACUAUUUCUAAAUUAAGUACGACAUAAGCAUUAACAGGAUUAUAUAUUACCAAGGAGGGUCCUAUUAUUACAUGCAUAUUAUAAUAGAUAGUUUCUCGAUAUCUAGAGCCAGACACAAUAAAGCUCACAUAUUAGACACUAUGAAACUAUAUACUCUCAUAUAUGUGUAUUAUGGAGCAUUUUCGAAUUGUUUAAAUUUUUCACUUCUAUUACCCUUUCAAUUCUAGCCACUAUUUUAUCUCUGUUAUGACUAAAUAGAGAUAGCCUUGACAUUCCACUUAUUUUGAACACAAGUUUUUUUGUGUAUCUACAUUGAAUAUUCUACCAUAACUUGGCUAUUCCUAUUUUCCAGACUACACAGCUUGUCACAUUUGUUUGUACAUUGUGACAAAUAUAGUGUGUGUUCAUUUGUUUUCCUUGUGCCAUAACUAUACAGUAACAUCAUACAGUUCGCUUUAAUGGUCCUGGCCUAGAAUUCUAUAAUCAUUGACCGUAAUCCAGUGAUAUUUUAAGAAUUUGUCAUAUUCUCACUUGCUAAUGCCUCCACUCAGGUUUUUCCACCUUCUUUCCGGGAAUUGCCUCCACCAGCCUUAGAUUUAUUUGACCUUGAUGAGAACUUCUCAUCUGAAAAAGCCCGUUUAGCCCAGAUAACAAAUCGAUGUAAGUAUGCUAGGAUCUACAAUCCACAUUUUGUUUGUAGUUUGUGUGUGUGUGAAUUUUUUUUUUUUUGUAUAGAAAUAAAAUCCUAAUCCUUCCUACUUUAUUUACCAGUUUUUAUUUAUGUAUUAAUUUAUUAUUAUUGCCAUUUAUAUAGCCCCAACAGAUUCCAUAGCGCUUUACAAUAUUAUGAGAGGGGGGAUUUAACUAUAAAUAGGACAAUUACAAGAAAGCCUACAGGAAAGAUAGGUUGAAGAGGACCCUGCUCAAACGAGCUUACAGUCUAUAGGAGCUGGGGUAUAAAACACAAUAGGAAAGGAAAUCGCAAUCAAAUAAGGUGGGAGUGAAGCAGAGCUGGAAGUGAUAGUAAAGUCUGGCCAUUUAGGAGAGAGCAGGAGACAAGUAUGUAAGGUAGAGGUUAGUCUGGGAGGCCAUAAGCUUUCAUAAAGAUAUGGGCUUUAAGGCACUUCUUAAAUGAUUGAAGACUAGGGGAGAAUCUGAUGGUGUUAUGCAGGCUAUUCCAUAGGAAGGGAGCCGCCCGCGAGAAGUCCUGCAAACGUAAGUUGGCCGUACAGGUGCGAGCAGCGGACAGGAGAAGGUCACGGGCAGAGCGGAGAGACCCAGAAGAGGCAUACCUAAGGAUCUGUAAAGAGAUAUAAGAGGGGCUAGAAUUGGUCAAUGCUUUAUAGGUAUGGGUUAGCACUUUGAAUUGACUCCUAUGGGAUAUAGGAAGCCAAUGUAAGGAUUGACAGAGUGGUAAGGUGUGAGAGGACCGACUAGAGGGGAAAACUAGUCUGGUGGUAGCAUUCAUUACAGAUUGUAGCGGGCAAUCUUUUUGGGAAGACCAAUUAGGAGAGGGUUACAAUAAUCCAUGCGGGAAAUUACUAGAGCAUGGACAAGCUCCUUAGCAGCAUCUUGCGUAAGAAAGGGGCAGAUGCCGGCUAUGUUUUUAAGAUGGAAUCUACAGGACUUGGUAACAUGCUGGAUGUGUUGAGGCCAGAAUCAAGUAUGACACCAAGACAGUGUGCUUGCAAGGAUGGACUGAUUUGGAUACCACUAACUUGAAGGGAAAGUGAAAGAGGAGGAUCAGUAAUAGGAGGAGGGAAGACAAAUAGCUCAGUUUUAGAGAGCUUUAAUUUUAGAAAGCGGGAGGACAUCCAGUCAGAGAUGGAAGAAAGGCAAGCAGUGACACGUUGCAGGACGGCAGGGGAGAGGUCCGGGGAGGAGAGUUAUAUCUGGGUGUCAUCAGCGUACAGAUGGUAGUGAAAUCCAAAUGAGGUAAUACGUUUGCCAAGAGAGGCAGUAUAAAGAGAAAAUAGGAGACCAAGGACAGAGCCUUGAGGACCCCAACCGAGACAGGAUGAGGGGAGGAGGUAUCAUUAGAAAAGGAGAAACUGAAUGAGCGGUGGGAGAGAUAAGAGGAAAACCACGAGAGGACAGAGUCACAGAGACCGAGUGAUUGAAGUCGUAUGGAGUAGUGGCCUUUGGAUUUAACUCCGAUUAGGUUGUUAGUAAUUAUUAAUUGUAACUUGUUUCCUUCUCUCUUCAGGCACAGAUGAUGAUCUUGAGUUUUAUGUGCGGAAAUGUGGGGAUAUUCUGGGGGUUACAGGAAACCUUCCGAAGGAAGAACGAGAUGCAAAGCACAUUCUGGAACAUAUAUUUUUUCAGGUUGUGGAGUUCAAAAAACUCAAUCAGGUAAUACUUAAGAGUGAAAACUAGCUAUUUUAUAGUAAAGACACAUGAACAUCAUAUUUCAUUUCAAGACUACUACUUUCUGACAUUUGUUUUGCCUGAAAAUUGUGAGGUGGCAUGUAGACACAAUGCUCAGGAUAGUAUAUAUUAAUAAGGAGUUAGUCUGGCCACAAAUUCUGGGAAUGAAGUGUGACUGAAUUGGAUUCCGAGCCUAAGUGCAUCUUAAGACUAUGAGAAGGUCCUAGAGCUGCACAUUUUCACUCUGGUUUAUUCACAGAGUAUAUUGAAGUAGCUUUCCAGAUUGUCAAGUAUCCAAAAUACUACAUGUUAUUGGACCUUUUCAUCUAAUCAAAACUUAAUCUUUGAGGAGGACACCUAUUUAACCUAAAUCAUUGAAAAUCAGGGUUAUUUGAGGGUUUAAUCCUGAGAAUGAAGAUUACAAAUGUGUUCAUGACUGUGUUGCACUUGCUCAUUCCUCUCCUUACUAACCAUUUUACUGGUUCUGUUUUAGGAGCAUGAUGUGGAUACAAGUGACGCUGGGUUCCAGAGCAGCUAAAAUCCAAUCGUUUAUUUACAGAAUUUGAUAUUUCACAUAUUUAUUGAUAUUUUUGUAUUUUUUUUUUUCUAAAUCAUCUUGUCUUUGGAAACUGUAAAUAUAUAAUACAUAGAGGGACCUUAUUUGUAAUAAAUUGGUUUAUAUAUUUGAUCAUGUUUUUUUCAUUUGAUCGAAUAUUCUGUUUCUAAAGGUAGAAUACACUUUGUAGUACUCUGAAAAUGCCUCCUGCUCUCUCUUCU